Hordeum vulgare subsp. vulgare (domesticated barley) is the source of this 1889-nucleotide messenger RNA. RefSeq names its product splicing factor U2af large subunit A-like. Lineage: Eukaryota; Viridiplantae; Streptophyta; Magnoliopsida; Poales; Poaceae. Gene Ontology annotation, molecular function: poly-pyrimidine tract binding; pre-mRNA 3'-splice site binding. Bases 101 to 1729 code for a protein of 542 amino acids. Gene Ontology annotation, biological process: mRNA processing. The record is from RefSeq and is a predicted model, not a curated record. Gene Ontology annotation, cellular component: nuclear speck; nucleus; U2-type prespliceosome. The transcript has 11 exons.
CCAACCAAUCGACCAGAGCCCGUCACGCACGACCCGACCCGAAGCCGCCUCCGCCGCCGCCGCCGACCGGAAACCGACGCGCCGCACCCCACCCCACCCCAUGGCCGAGCACGACGCGCCCCCCGAGGUCAGCGCCGGCGCCGCGAGGUCCCCGCCGUCCAACAAGCGCGUCGGCGACGCCCGCUCUCCCCAGCAGGACGUGCAGCCUCACAAGGAGAGGUCCUCCAGUUCCAGAGACAGAGGCAGGGAGCGCGAUGAGGACAAGGACAGGGAGCGUCACAGGCGCCGUGGGGACGAUCGAGAGAGGUACCGGGACAGGGAGAGUGCCCGUGAACGCGGUGAAGGGAGCAGGGAUCGUGAGCGCCACCAUCGCGAGCACCGUGAAAACAGGAGUGAAAGAAGGGAGCACCGUGACCGUUUCGAUGACCGCGACUACCGCAGGAGCCGUGAUCGUGAUGCUGAAAGAAGGGACCGUGAUAGAGAUGGCCACAGAAGGCAUCGUUCCCGCUCCCGUUCAGAGAGCCAGAGCAAACGCAUGAGUGGAUUUGACCAGGGACCAUCAGAAGCCAUUCAUAGACCCGCUCCCGCUGCGACCCCAGGUCAGCUACCUGAACUUCCUGCUGCUAAUCCUGGGAUGUUUCCGAACAUGCUCCCGAACAUGUUCAAUCUCCCCGGCCUAGGACAGCCACUAGCCAUGACACAGCAGGCUACUCGGCAUGCUCGGCGUGUUUACGUCGGUGGACUUCCUCCAAUCGCUAAUGAACAGACGGUUGCCCUAUUCUUCAAUCAAGUUAUGGCUGCUAUCGGAGGGAACACAUCUGGUCUAGGUGAUGCAGUUGUUAAUGUGUACAUAAACCAUGACAAGAAAUUUGCUUUUGUUGAGAUGAGGUCUGUGGAGGAAGCAAGCAAUGCAAUGGCCUUGGAUGGUAUAAUGUUCGAGGGAGCACCAGUGAAAGUUAGGAGGCCAACAGACUACAAUCCUUCCCAGGCAGCUACAUUGGGUCCGAGCCAGCCGAGCCCCAACCUCAAUCUUGCUGCUGUUGGCUUGACACCUGGAGCAGGUGGAGGUUUAGAAGGCCCUGACCGCAUUUUUGUGGGUGGUCUACCCUAUUACUUCACAGAGGCUCAAGUGCGGGAGUUGCUCGAAACUUUUGGACCUCUUCGUGGAUUUGACAUUGUGAAGGAUAAGGAAACUGGCAACUCGAAGGGCUACGCCUUCUGUUUGUACCAGGAUGUGACUGUUACCGACAUUGCCUGCGCUGCUCUUAACGGUAUCCAGUUGGGUGACAGGACACUCACAGUCAGGCGAGCAAACCAAGGAGCAGAACCUAGGCCAGAGCAAGAAAACAUCCUCCUGCAGGCACAGCAAGAGGCGCAAAUGAAGAGACUCGUGUAUGAAGUCGGUGGAGCCCUACCGACAAAGGUGGUAUGCCUUACCGAUGUUGUUUCAGCAGAUGACCUGAGAGAUGACGAGGAAUACAAUGACAUACUGGAAGACAUGACCCUAGAAGCACGCAAAUAUGGUAACCUGGUGCAAGCCGUGAUCCCACGACCCCAUCCCAGCGGUGAUCCUGUCGCUGGAGCUGGCAAGGUGUUUUUGGAGUAUGCCGAUUUGGAGAGCUCGUCGAGGGCGAGGAUGGGGAUGCAUGGGAGGAAGUUCGACGGGAAGGAGACGGUCGCCGUGUUCUACCCCGAGGAUAAGUUCGGUGAAGGAGAUUACGACUAUUAGAUGAUAUAUCUAUUCAGCAGCGUAGUUGGUGUUCCUUUAUAUGUAGUUUAAGCUUGUGGAACUACUGGCAGUGUAAUAUUCUGAUUUCGGAUAUACAAUGUAGCAACAUAUCUUCCUGAGAUUUACUUGCCACUUGCUUUUUAUAAUGGUUCCUACAAAA